AUGCAAACGCCAUUAGGAUUAGUUCGCCGAAAUCGGAAGCAUCUCAGAAAGAUUAAAGGGGAAAGUUCAGAACAUCAAGUACGUGAUGAACAAUUCAUGGAUAUUGUUUCUUUACCGGAUAUUGAUAGUGACGUGACUAGUAGCAACAACAACACGGUUGAUCCUGAUGAAGAAGGGCUGGAAAUGCAGAACAGGUAUCCGGAGAAGAUCUCGUGUCAUUAAGAAGAUCUGAGAGAGUUCGCAGAUCACCAUUAAGAUAUCAGGACUAUACAGUAUAAUAAGAUCAAGGUAUCAGGACUAUACAGUAUAAUAAGAUCAAUCAUUAAAUCAUGAAAACUAUAUUGUCCUAUAUAAAUUGACUUUUGGAUUGAAGCUUUAAUUAAAUAACUGAAAAAAUAAAAAUUCUGUAUUAACUUAGUUAGAGUUAAUGAACUUUACUUGCAAGAACAAUAUGGGUUCGUAAGGAGAAAGAUGUUAAUAGUUACUUAUGUUGCAUGCUAAUUAGGUUUUAUUAUUAUAAUUAUAAGGAACAUGUUUGUGCUAUAUGCAAAUUAUCUCUAGGUAUUAUAUAUGACCUUGCUUGUAAAUAGAUUCUUUAUGUUAAUAAACUCAUACACAACUUAACAUGUUCAGCAAAUGGUUUGCUAUCAUGUUUAUGUACCAUUAUUAUUAAGACUUUCGAAUGACGUUGAGGAAAAUCCAGGUCCUAGAAAUAUUAAUGAAGUUUUUUAUUAUACCUAUACAGUUCAUGCUGAUUUCCAUCAAGGUCAUGCAUUAAUAUUUGUAGAAGUAAAUGUUUGUUUUGCAUUAUCAAAAGCUUCAGUGACAGUCAAGCCAGUCCAACGACUUCAUAAGCGAUCAUCAAAGUUUAUAAAACAACGGUAUUAAACAGUUCAUACAUUUUUCAUUUUAUGGACUUGGCUUGUAAAUUAUUAAGCAGAAGCCACAAGGACAAGGCUUCAGGGGCGUAGGAAGCAACGUGGAGUUAGGGGGGGGGACUACAUAAGAAGGGCACCUUUUUAUAAAAAAGGCAUUCUCCCAACUGUUUUAUCUUAAAAAUGGGUACUUCGAGGGUAUCUUGGGGGAGGGGGAGGCACGAACCGCAGUGCCUCCGGUUUCUACCUACGCCUGUGAAGGCUUACAACAUGUACGUGUAGGCUAAAAAUUUUUGGGGGUCCCUUUCAAAAAAAUUUUUCCGGAAAUAUUUUUUUCCCGACAACGACCUCCCCCCCCAUUCCCAGCCAGUGCAUUUCACGAUUUUAAUAAAGAGUAGAUAGGGAAAAAACAAACUUUCGCAAAAUAAAAUGUUAUGUUAACACUUUUAAUAAAAAGAAAUCAACAAAAGUGAUCGCUUACCGUUAUUCUACAAUAAUUUAUUGAACAAAAUUUCCAUGGGUAUCUCAUUUUUAAAAAAAAGCGAUUUUCACCUUACAAACGGCGUUUCCCUAUCUUUUGCUAUGAAAUUUCGACGACGGCACUGGCUGGGAAAUUUUGUGACAGAAAAAUUGAGGUUAUAUACAUGGAGUGUCAGUUCCUCUCUGUAUAUCUCUCCUCUGUGGUACAACCAUGGAUAAUAAAAUAAAUAGAUAGGAUACUGGCUGACGUGACCUAAUGUUUUCAAUGGGCUGAUGGCAUGGUUGGUUGUUGAAACCUAGUUGCAAACUUAUAAAUUACCUAAAUUAGUGAGAUUUAUAAUUGUAUAUAUACGUAUAUAAUUUUAAUAAAGUUUCCAUUAUUAUUAUUAUUAUUAUUAUUAUUAUUAUUAUUCAUUAUUAUUAUUAUUCAUUAUUAUUAUUAUUAUUAUUAUUAUUAUUAUUAUUAUUAUUAUUAUUAUUAACGAGUUUUUUCAGUCACAAUUCAACGAGUUUUUUCAGUCACAAUUCAGUGUUAGACCAGAGCUGGGAGACUUGGAUUCGGAAAUUGUAUUCAUGAAUAACGUUAUCUGGUCUUACUUUAAAGAUUCAUGUGGUUUGGUAAAGUCGGCUAAUAAAUUUGAACACUAUAGAAGUAUGUCAAAAUCAAAGUUAAAAAAAUGCUUAAAAGAUUUAAAAUCGAACGGAGGCAGCUUGGAGGAAAUAAAAUUUGUCAGUAAGUUAUUGCGAAAAAGAAUGCAGUCAAGCGUUAAUGACCAGCGGGAUUAUGAAAAUUAAUUAAAUGAGAACUUUUGGAAGUUUUGUAAAAAUGAAUUUGAAAAUACUGAAGAGCUUGAACCAAACUUGAGCGAACAGUCGUGUUUCGAUUAUUUUAAGAACUUAUUUAAGGAGAAAAGUAAAAGUCGUUUGUUUAAUUGGCCGUCCUGGUUGAGUUCAUUUCCAUCCGCAAGUAAAGAUUUCGACUUAGAAUGUCCUACGUAUCGUGAGAUCUCCAAAAUAAUCAGAAAAAUUAAAAGUCGUGGCUCUGCAUGUACUUUCGACCAAAUAAGCAUUAUUUCGUUUCAACGUUGUCCAAUUUUAAGAAUGCAUUUAUGGAAAAUUAUCUGUAAAUGCUGGAACGAAAAAAAUAUUCCAUCUGUCUGGAAGCACGCGGCGGCGAUAUUGAUCCAUAAAAAAGAUUCAACUGAGGAUCCUGCUAAUUUCCGUCCUAUCUGUCUAGAGCCUGCUUUGCUAAAAGUUAUAACAUCAUUGCUAAGGAAUAGAAUCUUUAAGUUUGUUUGCGAAAACGAAUUUAUUGAGUCGGGAAUCCAGAAAGGUUUUUGGCCUGGAAUUUCGGGGACUAUUGAACAUACGGAGUUAUUAUCACAUAUUAUUAACCAUGCCAGAAAUAAGCAAAGAUCUCUUGUAGUUACUUUAAUUGAUCAGAAAAAUGCGUUUGGUGAGGUACAUCAUAAACUUAUACGAACUAUCUUGACAGCUCAUCACAUUCCUGAAGAAAUUAUAUGCUUUGUUGAGAAUCUCUACUCUGAUUUCAGUAUCUCAAUUAUUACGAAAGGGUUCAUUACGAAACCAAUUCCAGUGCAACGAGGCGUGUUACAAGGUGAUUGUUUAUCACCCUUGUUAUUUAAUCUUUGUGUAAAUUCUUUGAUUCACACAACAAACGACGCGAAAUUAAAAUGUCUCGGCUAUGUAAAUAACGCAACGAUGUACCCUAGGCACUGGUUCCAAUUUGCGGAUGACACAGCAAUAUUAAGUGCACAUGAAGAGGACAAUCAAUUGCUUUGUAAUGUAUUUAAUAAAUGGUCAACGUGGGCGGAUUUGAUAUUCGUAUUGAGAAAUGUCAUACUUUUGGAAUCAAGAAGCAAUCCUCAAAAGCAAUUCAAUACCAACCAGUUAUUAUUAUCUCGGGCAAGCGUGUACCGCCGAUUGAAUGCGAACAGGGGUUUAACUAUCUCGGAAAACAAUUUAACUUUAAUAUGGAAUGCGACCAGAUCAAAAUAG
This is a messenger RNA of Paramuricea clavata, 3374 nucleotides long. The record is from the annotation of a GenBank genome assembly. NCBI's taxonomy places the organism in Eukaryota, Metazoa, Cnidaria, Anthozoa, Malacalcyonacea, Plexauridae.